AUUUAUACGACGAAUAUUAUGAAAACCCCUUAACUGAAAGUUUGUGUAUUUUUUAUUAUUUACCUGGCUAACUGAUUGAAAUAUUAAAUGAACAGUGAAAAUGAAUCAACGGUUCGCAAAUCUCCUCUUAUAAUCGAAAAUACAUGCUUAGUUGUAAGAGUUGCAGCUUGCAUGCAAUGCGCACACUCGCUGCAAUAUCCAACGAUGGUUGCCAACGGCGACGGAUAUCUCAAACGAUUGCUGUGUCUGGAAUUUAUUACGGUACUCGAGGACAACAUGAAAGAACCUUCCGGUGGCGUCGGCGGCGAAGACAGUGAAAGUUACUUCCAUUUGGCCGUGACGGGCCAACUGGAAUCGGCCUAUUUUCCAAUGGGUCCGGACAGUGGCAGUUUGUUCUGUCGGUACGAUGUCGUGGCGGGUUCCGACUGGGAGCUGGUGUCCGGUAUGCGUUCCGGUAUAACGCAGAGUGCAAAACCGGAGGGCGACUAUAGGACGGUGGUGUUCAAUAUGCCGCUGGAAUUUACGAUGAAAUCGACCAACCCGCACGGCUGGCCGCAGAUUGUGUUCAGCAUGUAUGGGAACAACUUGUGGAAUGUUGAGACGAACCGAGGCUACGCAAGGAUUCACUGUCCAUUGAGCGGGAUGAAACGCAUCGUACGGGCGCCGCUUUAUGUACCGAAGUUUAGCAGCAUCUGGUCGGCGGCCAUGAGCUGGCUUACGGGAGUCAAUCCGGAGAUGCGCGAUCCGAAGAUUUUGGCCGAUGGAUCCAAACAUAAGGGGCUGGCUUCAGAGAGCUACGGUGAACUGGUGGUAGGUUUGCAAGCAAUUUCACGAGGAUGUAGCAAGAUGGCGCUCGACUGGGGGCAAUCCUACGACUGAACUUAGUAACUAUCUGGAUUUUAUAUCUGUGCUAAGAUCGUAUGAUUAUAUAAGUAAAUUCAUUCAAACAGAAACUAAACCGAAAUAAAUGAGAAGUAUCAUUUGAAUUAAAAGGCACAUAGUCUGAAA
Molecule: messenger RNA, 1008 nt
Organism: Ochlerotatus camptorhynchus
Lineage: Eukaryota; Metazoa; Arthropoda; Insecta; Diptera; Culicidae
Gene: B9d1
Product: B9d1
Exons: 1
Coding region: 88-879 (263 amino acids)
Biological process (GO): cilium assembly
Cellular component (GO): MKS complex
Source: RefSeq, a predicted model, not a curated record